Messenger RNA from Prunus armeniaca (apricot), 588 nucleotides. The record is from the annotation of a GenBank genome assembly. NCBI's taxonomy places the organism in Eukaryota, Viridiplantae, Streptophyta, Magnoliopsida, Rosales, Rosaceae.
AUGUACAAUGCCCCAGCCAACGGUCUUGCGGAGGCGUUCAACAAAACUCUUUGCAACCUGUUGAAGAAAGUUAUUGGAAGAACCAAGAAAGAUUGGCAUGAAAGGAUAAAUGAAGCAUUGUGGGCUUAUCGGACGACAUACCGGACGCCUACUCAGGCUACACCAUACUCACUCGUGUAUGGCGUGGAAGCAAUCUUGCCUCUAGAAAGUCAAAUUCCAUCAUUGAGGAUGGCCGUACAAGAGGGAUUGACUGAUGAAGAGCAUGCAAAGCUACGUCUCCAAGAGUUAGAAGCACUAGACGAAAAGAGACUCGAAGCGCAACAACGCUUAGAAUGUUAUCAAGCUCGACUUUCGAAUGCUUUUAACAAGAAGGUUCGCCCCAGGUCUUUUCAAGUAGGAGAUCUUGUCCUCGCAUUACGUAGACCUAUCAUCACAACACACAAAACCGGAAGCAAGUUUACUUCAAAAUGGGAUGGGCCCUACAUAGUUCAAGAAGUGUACACAAGUGGAGCUUACAAGAUCGUAGCCGAGGAGGAUUUAAGAGUCGGUCCUAUCAAUGGAAAGUUCUUGAAACGAUACUACGCAUGA